GGACGGUGAAAGCUGGCAUUUGCUCGUCAAGCUGGGGCCCUUCGCCACGUCUUCCACUUUAUGCGUGAGUUCCCAAAUGAUGCAUCUGCAUCUCAGCUGCCUAAAGGCUAAAGCCAUGUGGCGCUGACUCGGGGACUGCUGAAAUAUUAGCACUCCCGCAUUUUUUAAUAAGUUGCGCCCUUUGAUUUACUGGCGUCAGCCUUUACAAAUGUUUGCUGGUCAGGCGGGCUUUCGUGACAAGUCAGAACGCGUGAUUGACGAAAAGUACAUGUUUAGGGAGGCCCCUUUGCUUAGUCAGCAGCUACGUAGGGAGAGAGCUCAGUCUAGGCCAGAGCCAGAAAUUUCAGCGUUCACUCAAAAUCGAUUGAGCAGCAGCAGCAUCCGGCGACAGCAUCCGAGUUUCAGCGGUUUAUAAGCUUGGUCCUUUGAUUCACAAAUCGAGCUCAGUUCUUCACAAGCCGCUGCCUAACCCAAAGCUCGCCAGCUCUUUGCAGCUCAGCAGUAACAUGGCUCGCCGCGCCUUGCUCUCCGCCCUGUUCUGCACACUACUGCUUGUUGCAGCUUCUAGCACCAGGGCGCAGGUUCUCAGCAACGGCUCUCUGUCGGCCAAUGAGAGCGUGGCGCUCUUCCGGGAGGUGCAGAGUACUAAUGUCAACCUCCUUGGCUACAUCAUCUCAGGAAACAUCUCUGGAGCAGACCAGUUCCUUGAUCCCAGCGUCCAAUUCGUCGUCGCCAACAUAGCGGCUCCCUUGACGUUGCCUGCUAAUGACACUGUUGUGGCGAACACCUUUGCCUUAGUGGCACCAGAUCCAAACACAAACGUGACCUUUCAAGAACAAAUCUUCUUCAUCAUCGAUGAGAACAACACCGCUUAUGUGGAUGUUUUCAACACAGGAAAGCCCAACGAGAAUUACUUCCUGACUUCCGCAUGGCAAAAGCAGAACUCCACGUGGCGGAUGAAGUUCACAAGCAUCGCCCCCGCUUUCAACGGCACAGUGGUGACGCGAACCUUGCCUGAAAUAUUUGUGACGUCAAGCAACGUCACCACAAACGUCACAACUUCCGCAAAUGCCACACUGCCUGCAAACUUCACGCAGCCGGCGGUGGGCAAUGCUACAGAAAAGCUACAAGCGGCGCUGAGCAACAGCAGCAUCAGCCUCCAAAACAUCGCUGAGGAGUUUUUCGCCCCACAGUUUCAUCUAGUGGUGCCAGGGUUGUACGGCCCCAUUCCGUUCAAUCUGACCGUUCCCACUUUUUUAACCUUCUUCACCCUGCUGCGGGCUCGCAAUGCGACCGCUCCUCCUCCGACCGCUGUUGCUUACAGUCAACUAGGUCGCGAGGCUGCCAUCCUCACUGUCCUUGUGCCUGAAGUACCUAUGAUUGGCAAUGCAUACGUCGUCCUGCUCUGGCAGUACCUUGACAAAAGUGCGAAUAGCACUGUCAAUGCCGCCCCGGGUCCGAGGUGGCUUCUGGUCCUUGCUUCGGUUAACAUCGCCCCCUCUUCCCAGGCCUUGUAAACAGCAAGAAUCAUGAAAAAUGUAACGUAGCUAGAUUAAAGAAGUUCUGUGUGUCGAUUGUCUACACGGUUUGAGAUUCGAGUGAGUUGACUUGAUGUAAAGAGAUCUGCAAAAGCUAAGUAUAAUAUAACUUUACUCCUGCCUUUCUCAUACGUACAAAGGAUUGAGCGAACGAGCUAGUCUACCACCUCAGUGAGUUCUACGAGUAUGUAGGCAUGAUCAGCGGCCGGUAAAAUAUAGAAGGAAUGUGGCCCGCUUUCCUUGCGAGCUCUUGAAGGAAUUUGCAACGACUGGCCACGGGCCAGCUGGCCAG
Molecule: messenger RNA, 1830 nt
Organism: Klebsormidium nitens
Lineage: Eukaryota; Viridiplantae; Streptophyta; Klebsormidiophyceae; Klebsormidiales; Klebsormidiaceae
Source: the annotation of a GenBank genome assembly